ACUAGACCAGCGAGUCCGUGAAAUACUGAACAGAUCCCGUUUAACAGGAAGUUCAGCCACGUUAAACCAGUGCAUCUGAAGUUCGCCCCUUGGCUUACCUUUCCAGCCUAAUUUCAUCGUAAGAAGAAGACGGCCCGAAAUCGACAAACAAUGUCCUGGAGACUUGUGUUACUGACAGUAGUGGGUCUCCAGCUUGGAAGUAUUAUUGUAUCAGCUACAGCGCAGUGUCUUGUACAUGCCCAGUGCAGCGACUGUACAAAUGACAGUCAGUGCCAGUGGAUGGAAUGUGCGGAUGCAUCUGGAACUUCUGUGACGUCUUGUGUGAACAGCACAGAGAUCCUUGCUUCUGAAUGCACACCAGUUAGUGCUUGCGCAGCUCCUGCAAACACAUCUACAACUACAGCAAAUCUUGUGACCACUCAUAUACCUAACACCACUGCGACGUCUGCAUAUUUCACUGUGACCACACUUUCCCCCACACCAACCGAAAGGAGACCCACCUUUGAUGCAGCCAGUUUCAUUGGUGGAAUUGUGCUGGUGAUAGUACUGCAAAUCCUGAUAUUCGUCAUCUACAAGUUCUUCAAGUUCAGAGAAAUAAAUUAUGGCACCCUCUGAGCAUUAACUGCCCCAGUAGUUGUCCUUUGUUCCAACAACCGCACCAAAUUUUGGAAUUUCAGCAUAAGCUGAUGCCUUCCGUCAGAUGUAUGGCCAUUUAAGGGUGAAUGCAAUACUUUAUCAUCACAUUAAAAUGAGUGAAUAGCAUACUAUGCUUGACUGCUUGAGUGCUUGCAUCCCAGUCUAUUUGCACUUGAAGGGCCAGAUCUGUGAUCAAGUAUCUGAGCUUCAGAUAGUAAGGAGAAUUGUGAGUGGCACUGGUGAGGUGGACAAUGACAAAGGAUCAUUGGAUCAUCCAUGCAAUGUAAUACCAAUGUCACCAAAGCAACAGGUGUUAUUUACAAUUCCAGUUUCAUUGUUGCCGGAGUAAAUUGAUUUAUCCCUUGCCAGAAAAAUGACUAUACCUCAAAGUGUUUAACAUAUUGUCAAUAUUGUCUCAUUUUCAAGAUCUUCAAGAUGUUCUACAUUAUACACACUAUUCAGAGAUGAGUGUUCCUAUUUCAUUUACUUGUGGGGGCUCAAGUUCAGUAUUGGCAAGUGCAAUGGGUUUGGUUAAUGAAAAAGGUGAACAAAGUACUAUUCUGUGAAGUGCAGGCUUGUUUCAUGCUGCUCAAAUGAAUGGACAAAUGGGCUAAAUGAUGGAAUUAAUCAAAGCUCCUACUUUGGAGUAAAAUUAUACACUUUAUUAUAUAUCCUCCUGAGACCUGGCAGAAAAAGCAAGGAUUCUAUUUCUUGUUGUGAAAACUUUAUUUUCUGUUAAUAAUAUUAUUUAUACAGGUUUUUAUUUGUUUUUUAUUAUGUGUUUAUUCAUUUUAUGCAUGUGGAUAUGCAUAUGGCAUUGUUUUUUUGCAAAUUAUGAAACUGUAUAUUUCUUAUUUAUAUACUCAUAUAGUAUAGAAUGUGCACUUUCAUAAAUUAUGAAGGUUCACUAUUGAUUUUAAUGUUAAACCAUAUUUUUCAUGGGGGUUUCCCCUUACAACAAUGAAAUUGUCCUGAGGUGUGACAAAUGUUACACAUAAAAGACAUAAAUCAUAGUUAUUUGAUCCUUUACUUGUUUAAACUUCAAUCUUAUUCAAAUGGGAACAGUUUAUGCAUAAUUUAUAGGAAAUGGGUUAAUGGGUAAUUAUGACAAAAUUUCACAGAAAUGUCUAAUUGGAUGAAAUUAUGAAGAGAUGACAUUUUAUAUACAAAAGGUCAUGGGUUCGAAUACCUGUUGGCCGGGGCCUCUCUGUGUGGAGUUUCCAUGUUCCCCCCAUGUUCGCGUGGGUUUCCUCCGGGUACUCCAGUUUCCUCCCACAGUCCAAAGACUUGCAGGUUAGGUUGAUUGGAGAGUCUAAAUUGCCCGUGGGUAUGAGUGUGUGAGUGAAUGAUGUGUGUGCCCUGUGAUGGACUGGUGACCUGUCCAGGGUGUAUUCCUGCCUUUCGCCCAAUGUAUGCUGGGAUAAGCUCCAGCCCCCCUGCGACCCUGUUCAGGAUAAGCGGGUUAAGAUAAUAGAUGGAUGGAUGUAGCUGAGAAAAUUAUCUUGGGUUAUUUUGUUUGUUGAUUGGUGAUGUAAUCAAUAGUUGAUAUGUUAGAGUUAGUAUCGAACACUUUUUGUUUGAAUAUUCUUCAAUUGUUGUUGGUUUGAAAGAACAAAUUAUGGUACAAAUCAAAUAAAUUCAUACAAUGUUGUUGAAACAUGUGCAAUGUUAUUAAAAGAUUUAAUCAAA
Messenger RNA from Conger conger (European conger), 2325 nucleotides. Its product is annotated as sialomucin core protein 24-like. Lineage: Eukaryota; Metazoa; Chordata; Actinopteri; Anguilliformes; Congridae. Gene Ontology annotation, cellular component: cytoplasmic vesicle. The record is from RefSeq and is a predicted model, not a curated record. The transcript has 5 exons. Bases 151 to 615 code for a protein of 154 amino acids.